Molecule: messenger RNA, 1788 nt
Organism: Belonocnema kinseyi
Lineage: Eukaryota; Metazoa; Arthropoda; Insecta; Hymenoptera; Cynipidae
Product: glucose dehydrogenase [FAD, quinone]-like
Exons: 4
Coding region: 1-1788 (595 amino acids)
Molecular function (GO): flavin adenine dinucleotide binding; oxidoreductase activity, acting on CH-OH group of donors
Source: RefSeq, a predicted model, not a curated record
AUGACGUGGACACCAGAAAAUACUUCUGCAUUAUGUGCUACAAAUCCAAAUGGUCCGACCUGUACACCAUCACAAAUUUUGUUCAUGGCUUUUGUUGCCAAUUUAUUUUCAUCUUCAAGGGAUGAAAGUUCUAAUUUAAAAACUGAGCCCGAAAACUAUGAUUUUAUAAUCGUUGGUGCUGGUUCAGCUGGAUGUGUUGUGGCAAACAGAUUAACGGAAAUUAAAAGCUGGAGUGUUCUUUUAUUGGAAGAUGGUGCAGAGGAACCAAAAGUUACCGAGGUGCCAGCUUUUACUUCACUCAUAUCCGGAAGUAACAUCGUAUACAAAUAUAACGUCCAGCCAGAUUUAAAUUCAUGCAGAACGAAAUCGUGCUUAUUUGUUAUGGGCGGUUCAAGUGCAGUUAAUGGAAUGGUUUACACAAGAGGAAACCGAGCCGACUUUGAAGAUUGGGCUAAAUUGGGAAAUACUGGCUGGAAUUAUGACCAAGUAUUGUCUUACUUCAAAAAAUCGGAAGACAAUCGUGACCAAGAUGUAAUAAGGGACAAUCCAGGAUACCAUGCAACUGGAGGAUACCAAAGCAUCCAAAAAUACCCCUACACAGAUAUAAACAGUAAAAGAGUAAUUGAGGCCUUCCAAGAACUGGGAUUUAAAAAAACCGAUCCAAAUGGCGAAACACAAUUAGGCGUAUCUAAUAUUCAAUGGACUGUAAAAGAUGGAGUCCGUGUAAGCACAAAUGCGGGUUUCAUUCGACCAAUCAGGAACAAAAGAAGCAAUCUUUUUAUCAAAACUGAAGCUCAUGUGACGAAAGUGAUAAUUGACCCAAAAACAAAAAAAGCUCUAGGUGUUGAAUAUACACAUGACGGAAAAUCUAAAAUUUCUUAUAUAAAGAAAGAAGUUAUUCUUUCCGCAGGUACAAUAGAAUCUCCAAAACUACUCAUGCUGUCUGGAAUCGGACCAAAAGAAAUUUUGGAAAAACACAACAUUACCAUAUUUCAAGACUUGCCUGUUGGACGCAAUUUGCACAACCACAUUAAAAUAGGACUACUUGAUUUUUCUAUGACGAAUAAGAGCUACGCGACUCUAACCACUUUGGAGAAAAUGAAAGAGGAUGUAAACCGUUAUUUAAAAACACACGAUGGUCCGGAUUCUGGAAGAGGUCUUAGUUCUGUUAUGGCUUUUAUAGAAACAAAAUUCACAGAAAGGAAGGAUGCCCCUGACAUUCAAGUACAAUUUGAUUCUAAUCAAAUGUCAUAUCAACCAUCUGCUUAUUACGAUAGUCUUAAUGCAUCCGUGUUCAUGCUUUCACCAAAAAUUAGAGGAUAUAUUGAACUUAAUGAAACGGAUCCAAUUUUGGGUAAUCCUUUAAUUUAUCCGGGUAAUUUCACAGCAGAAUCAGAUGUUGACAUAAAUGCUUUAGUUGAAGGUAUUCGUAUUGUCUUGAAAAUCGCAGAUACUAAAAUUUUUAAAGAUAGUGGGUAUCAGCUUGAUAGAGUUCCAAAUUCCCCUUGCAAGCAGUUUGCGUUUGGGAGUGACGAUUAUUUUAAAUGUAUUGUGGUUGAAUAUGCCUCUUUUGCUACAAAUUAUGUUGGGACAUGUACAAUGGGGACGAAAGAUUCUGAGGCUGUUGUUGAUCCAAGAUUAAGGGUUUAUGGAGUACAUGGAAUUAGGGUUAUUGAUGCUUCGAAUAUGCCAUCAGUCGUGAGAGGAAAUACUUUGGCAGCUACUAUUAUGAUUGCGGAAAAAGGUAGUGAUAUGAUUAAGGAAGAUUGGAAAAUAAGAACACAAUAA